CCCAGAGUGGGGAUUCUAUAGCAGCAGGAGGACUUGUUCGCUGCUACUCGUAUCUCGGACUCGAGAGCAUCUCCAGUUCACAGCAGGUUGGGGAGGAGGAACCAUGCACUUCAUCUGGGCUCUGGCUUGCAUCUUAGUGAUCCAGAAGAACGGCUUCUCGGCAGCUGCAGAGCCCCUCAGGUCCUCCCAAGGAAGAAUGCCCAGGCCUGGCUGGUGUAAAGAACACGAGAGUCUGCACCAUCGCUUAGACAAGGUCGAAGAGACGGUAGACAAAACUGUGGAGCACAUGGAAAGCGAAGUGAAGAGUUUAUUCCAUCUGAUGGACAAGAUCACCGUUAACCUGCCACCAGGCUCCGUCAGCCCCUCCGUGGAUAUCUUUGGUGACGACCCCAUCUGAGCACCGGCAGAGUCGAGCAGAAGAUCGAAGGAGUUUAAAACAGUCCAUCGGUCCUCGUUCUGGUUCUCUUUCCUACAAUUAGUGGGCAUUAUCACUGCCUUCUCCCUCCCCCCAGUAGAAAUGCCUACCAUUUAAUAAAAAAGGCAGCAUAUCCAA
This is a messenger RNA of Tachyglossus aculeatus (Australian echidna), 553 nucleotides long. It is a transcript of the gene PLAC9, whose product is annotated as placenta associated 9. Bases 104 to 397 code for a protein of 97 amino acids. The record is from RefSeq and is a predicted model, not a curated record. The transcript has 4 exons. NCBI's taxonomy places the organism in Eukaryota, Metazoa, Chordata, Mammalia, Monotremata, Tachyglossidae.